Messenger RNA from Zasmidium cellare ATCC 36951, 1098 nucleotides. RefSeq lists its product as uncharacterized. The transcript has 2 exons. Gene Ontology annotation, cellular component: cytoplasm. Gene Ontology annotation, molecular function: 2-oxoglutarate-dependent dioxygenase activity. The coding region runs from base 1 to 1098 and encodes 365 amino acids. The record is from RefSeq and is a predicted model, not a curated record. NCBI's taxonomy places the organism in Eukaryota, Fungi, Ascomycota, Dothideomycetes, Mycosphaerellales, Mycosphaerellaceae.
AUGGCACCUGGUAUUCUUUCAGACGAUAUUCCUCUCCGCUCUGGAGCCGCCGACAAUGGCGACAAGAGUUAUCCCAAGCCAUUGAGACAGUCUGGCGCUCUGGAGAGCUUCAAGUAUGAAGAUACCACUCCUGUUAUCGGACGUGAGUUCUUCAACGUCAACAUCGUUGACGACCUCUUGCACGCCGCCAACGCAGACGAGCUCCUUCGAGAUCUCGCUAUCACCAUCUCCGAGCGAGGCGUCGUCUUCUUCCGCGCCCAAGACAACCUGACCAACGACCUGCAGAAAGACUUCGUCCAUCGCCUCGGUCAGCUCACUGGCAAGCCCGCAGACAGCAGCCUCCAUAUCCACCCAGUCUUGAACAAUACCUCUGAGUUUGGCGUUGGCGACGCCCAGAUCAGCACCAUCAGCUCCGAGCAGCGCAAGCAGCUGUUCAAGCACGAGUUGCAAAAGAACAAGCGCCGCUACGACGCCGCUCAAUGGCACAGCGACAUCCAGUUCGAGCCAGUCCCGGCAGACUACACCUCCCUGCGCCUAUCGAAGCUCCCCAAGACAGGGGGCGACACCCUCUGGGCGUCGGGCUACGACAUCUUCGACCGCUUCUCCAAGCCCUAUCAGAAAUUCUUCGAAGGCUUGACCGCGACGUUCUCCGGCGACGGCUUCAUCAAAGCCGCCGAGGCGGAUCCCGAGCGCGUGAAGAUCUACACUGAACCUCGAGGCAGCUCCAAGAACGUUGGAGGUGGACUUACCACAGUGCACCCCAUCGUGCGGACGAACCCCGUGACUGGAUGGAAGACCCUUUUCGCGAUCGGUCCUUUCCCCAAGCAGAUCAACGAGCUGCACCAAGAUGAGUCGGAGAAGUUGUUGGCUUCGUUUAAGAAUGUCAUCUAUGAGAAUCAUGAUAUUACUGUGAGGUUCAAGUGGAGGAAUGAGAAUGAUAUUGCAAUCUGGGACAAUCGCAGCGCUUUCCACACUGCUACUUUCGACUACGAGGGUCUUGGCGAGAGGUUUGGUAACCGAGCCGUGGGCAUUGGCGAGGCACCAUACUUGGACCCGAACAGCACGACCAAGAGCGAGGCGUUGGCAGCGAGACAGUAG